Cladophialophora immunda is the source of this 3195-nucleotide messenger RNA. RefSeq lists its product as hypothetical. Lineage: Eukaryota; Fungi; Ascomycota; Eurotiomycetes; Chaetothyriales; Herpotrichiellaceae. Gene Ontology annotation, biological process: GPI anchor biosynthetic process; fungal-type cell wall organization. Gene Ontology annotation, cellular component: endoplasmic reticulum. Bases 826 to 3021 code for a protein of 731 amino acids. The transcript is spliced from 6 exons. The record is from RefSeq and is a predicted model, not a curated record.
CCUCUGUCCCCCAUGCGCAGCUUGUACCGUUAUUCGAACUCUUGACCUUUGCCCACGCCUUCUUGUCACUCUUUCACUCUUUUCUUCUUGUUCUCCAGAUGCGGCUGGUCGUCUUUUAAAUCCCACUGACAUACCCAAUGGCGCCCAGGAAGGACGGGGACGUGGUGUUCUCUUUCAAUGGCAAAUGGGUGUCAUGGACUCAUACAGUGGUCGCGUACGCAGCAUUCAUCGGAGCAUUGAUUGUCGGCGUUUCCCUCCACUUCCACAAAAUCGUGCAGAACGAGCACUAUGGAUACCCUGAUGAAUGGUUUCCUUCCGUCUCGGCCACCAUUGGCGAUCGAUACCCUGAGCGAUCAGUCUUUAUGGUCUUCAUUGCCAUUACCUCCGGACCUCGAUUUGUCCUCGUCGCCUUAUGGUACUUUCUCACGAGGAGACCCAACUCGAACCUGCCGGUGAUAAUCGCGACCACCGGUUUACUGAGAACGUUGACAUGCGGAGGAUGGACAUACGUGACAUCUACGGACGACCAUGACUGGCAUGAUAUUUUCAUGAUUUCCUACCUAGUUUUCACACUACCUUGGACGCUGGGCUGCCUUGCUUUGAGUCCGCCAAAUCCGAAAGCUGUCAAAUAUCGUAAAAUUUUGGCGAGCUUGUUCUUUGGCACUCUUGUUCCCUUAAUCUAUUUCUUCAUCCAGCACAAAAUCCACAAAGUCGCGGGCGCGUACACCAUCUACGCCUUCUUUGAAUGGUCUCUGAUCUUGUUCGACGUGGCUUUUGAUGCGGUCACUGCGUUUGACUAUGAAACCUUCGAAUUCGUGAUCAAAGAUGUUAAAGGCUCCACCAGAGGGUACGUGCAGUUGCUCCCAAAAUACUCAAAUUGACGCGAAACCGUUGAAGGAUGCCUUAAAAGAGAAGGAACGCGAGAGCCCUCUGAUCCAGACUUCCACCUUCGAUGGCCCAUACUAUUGGCCCGCAAUGCUGAACGCGACUGCCGACAUUCUCCAUGGAUUUUUCUUCUGGUCUAUUCUCACUUCGCUCGGUGUCCUGAUUUGGUACUUCCCACUCUGGCAUAUGGGGAUCUCUGGGUACGAGGUCAUGGUCAUGUCUCCUGCUUCUCCUCUGAUACUCGCCAUCCCAUUUGUCCGGUCUCUUGCGAUCAAGCAUCUUCGUUGGCUUCAUAUGUCUUCCCUCGUGGGGCUUGUGGCUUGGUUGGUAAAGGACCCAGCGUAUCGUUUGUUCACCGUAUCAUUCGCUGUCAUGUUGGGUUGCAUAGCCUGGUCAGCAGAGUGGUACGCUGAGCGCAGAAACUCGGCGCGGCUUCAGAGGAGAAUCCUAGCGUGGGGCAUUGGAUUCGUGCUUUCGAGCAUCGCCAAGUUCGCGAAUCACACCAACAAUCCCGUCUGGCCAAUACUGCAUUCCGGAAUUGGUGGCUGGAACAAGACUGGUCUGGUAAUAGCCCUGGCUGCCGUGUGGCGCUCUACCCGGCCAGACGCCUUCAGUGGAGGAGACUACGUUCCGCCAAAUGCGAAGAAAGGGUCAAGUUUGUUGGCUGGACUCGGUCUGGGAGGGCUCUUCUUCUCCAUGCACUCUCUGCUCUCAGAUUCCAGCACCAUGAUUCUGUGGGUCUGGGAGGGCUAUCCAGUACGAGGUCCGUUGGCAGUACCCCACGGUGCGGUCACGAUUGUCGUGAUGAGCCUUGGGUUGUUUCUGGGAUCUGCCCUCCCUGGCUUUUUCGGGUCGUGGACGGCCUACGGGUUGGGAGCUGUUGGCGCAGCCUUGCUCACCUGUUAUGGUCACUGGACCGGCUAUUAUGGCGCUUUGAUUCUUGCCUCCUACACGAUGGGAGUUGCUCCAGUGCUUAUCUCAUCCGCUGCCCAGCACAGCCCGGCGUCUACCUUUGGCUUUGGCUAUUUCAUGUACAACAUCAUGGUUCUCUUCCAUGUCUGGGUUGUGGCCUAUGCAUUUGUCCCAGGAGGGCCACUAGUCCGAGAACACACAGAUUGGGUCAUGAUCACCAUGAUGCUCCUGAUCGGUGCCGGUGUCUUUUCAGCCUUGACCACCAACUUGGUCUACCAGCCGAAAAGCAAGCCGAGUCCUCGUGGACGGAAGCAAUCCAGCUACUAUCUUCAUGUUCUGCUUGUUCUGCAGCUGUUGACGGCCUCGAUCGCGUACCUACGCUUCCCAACCUACGAUUAUGCACCAUACCAUCCAGAGGAGAAACUUAUAACCGCGGGCAUCUGGACUAUCCACUUUUCGUUGGACAAUGACGACUGGUCGUCUGAGCGGAGGAUGCGAGAUGCCAUCAAGGAAUUAGAGUUGGACGUGGUCGGACUGCUGGAGUCUGAUUUGCAACGAAUCAUCAUGGGCAACCGCGACACCACACAGUAUCUUGCCGAGGAUUUGGGCAUGUACGUUGAUUAUGGUCCUGGGCCGAACAAGCAUACCUGGGGGUCGGCACUGCUAUCCAAAUUUCCCAUUCUCAACUCGACUCACCACCUUCUGCCUUCGCCGGUCGGCGAACUUGCGCCGGCGAUUGAAGCUACGCUGGAUGUUUACGGAACUCAAGUUGAUGCAUUUGUCUUCCACUCGGGACAAGAGGAAGAUCCCGAAGACCGACGACUUCAGACGGAGUACUUGUCGAAGUUGAUGGGUGCGACGCCUCGCCCCGCGAUCUUGCUCAGUUACCUGGUGGUCAAGCCGGGAGAAGGCAACUACAACACCUACGUCAGUGAACUGAGUGGAAUGCACGAUAUUGAUGUUCGUGAUUGGGAUCGGUGGUGCGAGUACAUCUUGUACAAGGACAUCAAGCGCGUGGGGUAUGCCCGAGUCAGCAGGGGUACCAUUACAGACACUGAGAUCCAGGUGGGCAAAUUUGUUGUCGGAGAGCCGGCUUCAUACACGGACGAGAGAAUCUCUGAGGAGCAAGUCCCGCCCGGGCGGAGAUUCCCAGCGUUGUUCCGGGGCGAGGGCGUCCGUGGACACAGAUACCAUGUCUUCGAUGAGCCAUGGUAUUAUGCAUAAAGGGGGGGAAUUCAUGUGUUGGGAUAAUGCAGCUGGCAGUUAAUUGUUCUGUAGCAUGACAGGCCCGGAGCCUAAUAUGAUGCGGCCACAGACGCGCCUCGGUGGCCCGAUGCAGCCAAUCAAGACCUGAGCUGGGUGCAGCGUGUGGCAUGUCUUAUCGUUAUCGCGAAAAUA